Trifolium pratense (red clover) is the source of this 459-nucleotide messenger RNA. RefSeq lists its product as uncharacterized. Lineage: Eukaryota; Viridiplantae; Streptophyta; Magnoliopsida; Fabales; Fabaceae. Gene Ontology annotation, molecular function: nucleic acid binding; RNA-DNA hybrid ribonuclease activity. Bases 1 to 459 code for a protein of 152 amino acids. The transcript has 2 exons. The record is from RefSeq and is a predicted model, not a curated record.
AUGGGUCGAAGGGUAUGGAAUGAUUGGUUUGCUGUUCAUCAUCUGAAGCAUGAUGACAACCAUAUUUAUGCACCUCCUGCUACUGAUAGAUGGGAAAAACCUCACAAUGGUUGGGUGAAGUGUAAUGUUGAUGAUGUUUUUUUUAGUGAAGACAGGGUAACAACAAUGGGUGCCUGUUUUCGGGAUCAUGUUGAUAACUUUGUGGCAGGCUUCACACAGAGACAGCGGGCCACACUGUCAACGGUGGAAGGCGAAGCAUGGGCGCUCUUGCAGGCCAUGAAGAAAGCCAAUUAUAGAGGUCUAGAUAGGGUUCAAUUUGAAAGCAACUCACAGGUGUUGACUGAAGCUAUUCGAACCAAGCGUAGUGGUAAUUCUGAAUUCAGUUUAGUGGCUGCUGACAUCAUCCAAAUUAUGCUAUUGUGUAUAAACUUUGAAGUGAAGUUUGUUAGAGACAAGUGA